AGAUAUAGUUAAAAUUAAAAUCGCAGAGUAGCUUUAAUUAAAAUAUUAAAUCAAAUCUGUAAUCUGUUUAUGUGCUAGUUUGAGUUUGAGAUUACCUCUUCUUUAAAAGCAGAAAAUUUAAUUUAAUGGAGGCUGCAAAUGUGGCAAUUAAAACUGAAAAGAAGGAGGAAGAGGAACAGAAUGAAGGAACAAAUCUAGAAAAUAUGAUUACCAGCGUAUGGAUCAAGAUUGAAAAGGACGAUGAGGAGGAGUACAUGCCAUUAGAUGAAGAGCAAUCAGGCACUGAGCGUGAAGAACAGCAGGGUUUACAAUUGAAUAAAUGUGAGGAUAAACCAAAGAAAAAAAAACGCCAAGGGGAAACGAUUUUUUGUGAACUGUGCGAUUAUUCUACCUGUCAUAAAAACUGUCUUAAAAUCCACAUGCUCAGUCACAACACAACAAAGCCUUUUGCUUGUGAAUUCUGUGAUUAUGCCACAAAGUACCCCUUGGCACUCAAUCGACACAAGAGUAGUAAGCAUCAAGCGGAAAAUGAAGAUCCAAACGGAAGUAAGAAAGAAAUCCCUUUUUAUAAAUGUGAUCAAUGUGACUAUGUGUCACGUUUUAAAUCAAAUUUGAAAUCUCAUAAGCGUAAACACAAAACUGAAAAACAAUUCAAGUGCUCUGAAUGCUCAUAUGAAACGGCUUACAGGCAUAAUUUUAUGAAACAUUGUAGACAACACAGUAAAAUCACUUUCAACUGUGACAAAUGUGAUUUUGUAACGCAAUACGAGGGCCACAUCUACCGGCAUCUGUCCAAUGUUCACAAUGACGUGAUGGACUAUGGUUACACAUGCAAUUUUUGUGAUUUUUCCACUGCUGUGCGGUGGCGAUUGAAUAUUCACCAACAGAGAAGCAAACAAGAAGGUUUAUUGAAAUGCGCCAAUUGUGAUUUUGAGACCAUGUACAAAUGUGAAAUGAAGCGACACAAUAAGGAACAUUUUGGCGGAACCAAUGGACGUAAAGUACAUAUGAAAUUUAAUUCCGAAAGCUUCAGCUGUCCUCCUAGUGUACUCGACGCGCCAUUAAAUGAACCCGAGUAUUCACAAGAGCCCAAAGACGUCAAUUACGAAAAUGAUCACCAGAAGUUCAAUCAUUACACGUUAGAUCCAAACUGUUUGGAAUGGAGCAAUAUACCAGUGAAAGAGUCUGAUGACAUAGAUCGUCCUUAUCAGUGCCAAAUGUGCAGCUACACGUCGAAAUUCAAAGCGGCAGUCCAACGUCACUUUCAGAGACAUCACACAGAUAAACAAAAUCGCCCCUUCAAAUGCUGCAACUGCAAUUUCUCAACAAAAACAAAAGAUCAAAUCACUCUGCACAACAAGCGCAGUCAGUCUAACAAACCACUUUAUUGCUCCGAGUGCAGGUUCACCACUUUGUUCAAAUGCCAAUUUGUCAUGCAUCAAAAGAGUCAUUAUCAGUACAAAUGUAACAUCUGCAAUUACGCAUAUAAGAAUAAGUAUUAUCUUCAGAAACAUUCCUCCGUCCACCAGUUAGGUAAAACUAUGAAAUGCCAAUACUGCGAUUACAAAACUGCAAGAGCGGACAGCUUGGCGAGUCACGAAGCCACGCACACCGGUGACAAACCAAUAAAAUGCCAAUAUUGUGAUUAUAGAACUAUAAGAAAUUGCUUCCUCAUCAAGCAUAUAAGUAGAUACCACAUUCAGGGCAAAACUGAUAAAGAUGCCGAUGAAAAUGAGGAUCAGUUGGAGUAAAUAAAACAUUUAUGUUACUUAGAAAAGGAAAAUCAAAGCAUUUAAUAUUGUUAAGUUGGCAGAAUAUAGAAGAUGUCACUUCAUGCAGGUUAAAAUAAGUGACUGUUAAGUUUCACUUGUGGUUUCACAUAGAGUAUGCUGUAUUGUACUUGCUUAUUAUAACUAUACAAAUGUAUUAAGUAACAUGUGACAAUGUCGCAAGAGUAUCCAUCUUUCCAUUUUGUCCUAUGGCUUUCGUAAGAGGCAGCUAUGGGAUAUGCCAGAACUCAUGGCUCCCGAGAGAUGGUGGUAGGCGUCAGACGACAAAUACAGAGACUGGAGACGAGAACGGGGGAGGGGGGACGAGAAGUCUAAUUCUGCAAUUGCUGCCUGUCAACUUGUCGGCAAAACGGGGAUUAAUAAACAUCAUACAUUUCAAAUAAAUUCUGAAAUUGUGUCGUAAAUGAUUUUGUAGUAUCUACAUAAUAUUGUGACUUAGAUGGCAUUAACUAAAAUAAAUCAAUGUAAUAACUAAGUUUUUAUAUUUAAUAAUCCUUAGGCCUUUGAAUAAACAUGUACAUUAGGUGUUGUUAGACAAGUGGUAAAAUUAAAAAUUGUGAACAACAUUUCAAAAUAGGUAAAUAAAAUGAGAACAUCAAUGUAGUUGUAGUCAAUUAAAUACGCAUUAUUAAGGAUAACUCAAAAACUACUGGUCGGAUCUUGAUCAAAUUUAAUGGGAUCACAUGAGAAGCACCAGCUUUC
Parnassius mnemosyne (clouded apollo) is the source of this 2492-nucleotide messenger RNA. NCBI's taxonomy places the organism in Eukaryota, Metazoa, Arthropoda, Insecta, Lepidoptera, Papilionidae. The record is from the annotation of a GenBank genome assembly.